Molecule: messenger RNA, 1068 nt
Organism: Bufo bufo (common toad)
Lineage: Eukaryota; Metazoa; Chordata; Amphibia; Anura; Bufonidae
Product: protein DVR-1-like
Exons: 2
Coding region: 1-1068 (355 amino acids)
Biological process (GO): BMP signaling pathway; SMAD protein signal transduction
Cellular component (GO): extracellular region
Molecular function (GO): cytokine activity; growth factor activity
Source: RefSeq, a predicted model, not a curated record
AUGCUGUUGCUCACACUGGGGGUCUUUCUGUCUGCGGUUGUCCCAUUGAUAGCAGAUUCUGACAUGAAGCGUACAGAAGAAUUGUUCUUAAGAAGUUUGGGUUUCCAAGCUAAGCCAAAUCCUGUCGCUCCCCCUCCUAUACCUCCUGUAUUAUGGAAGAUCUACAACCAGCGCAUGGGAAGCACAGCCCCCAAGAAGAAACAAGACUUGUGCUUUGUAGAAGAGUUCAAUGUCCCCGGAAAUAUCAUUCGAGUCUUUCCUGAUCACGGUCGAUUUGUUCCUCAGUCUUCAGGGCCUUCUCCCAACCUUUGUUUUGAAAAGAGACUCUUCUUCAAUAUUUCUGUAAUGGAAAAGGAGGAGAAGGUAACCAUGGGCCAAUUGGAACUAAGGUUCAGCCAAAACAACUACUACAGACGAACGUUUGAAUUGCGGCUAUACAGGAUUCUACAAAUGUCGUUAAAAGGAAUGCGUAGUCAGAAGACAAGCCGAAAACUCUUGGCUGCUCAGACGUUCCGUCCACUUCACAAGUCUCUACACUUUAACCUGACAGACACAUGCCAGAUUUGGAGAGACUCUCAUAAGAACCUGGGACUGACUCUAGAAGUCUUGCAUAGCAAAGAAGGCAUGCAGGAUGAGUGUCAGGAUAUACAUGCGUUUCUUCACACCUCUCUGCUCGCUGUAACACUUAAUCCAUUACAUUGUAAAAAACCACGAAAAAAGAGAAGUUAUGGCAAGCUUACUUUCAUGCCCAGCAACAUCUGCAAAAAGAGGCGCCUUUAUGUUGACUUUAGAGAUGUGGAAUGGCAUAACUGGGUGAUAGCUCCUCGAGGAUACUUGGCCAAUUAUUGUUAUGGAGAAUGCCCUUAUCCUCUGACAGAGGUACUAAAUGGCUCCAACCAUGCUAUUUUGCAGACUCUGGCUCAUUCUUUUGAGCCUGAGGAUAUCCCACUACCCUGCUGUGUUCCAACAAAAAUGUCACCCAUCUCCAUGUUGUUCUUUGACAAUAAUGACAAUGUAGUCCUGAAACACUAUGAGAACAUGGCUGUGGAUCAAUGUGGAUGCAGGUGA